AUGUUUACUGGAGGAAGGUAUGUUCGUGCCCCAGAGUUCCAGAGUGACUCGGAAAAACUCGAUGAGGUUCCAUCGAGCGCAUCGGAUUACGAAGGAAGGGAAAAACAACUGCACGAGGUUGGAUUUGGUGAAAAUGAAACCUGCGGAAGCGAGCUUAAUGGAAGCGAUGAAUCCACUUCUGAAACCGGAGACGACGAAAGAUUAAGUGCACAUCAGGGAGUGGAGCUAUCGGCGAUGCGGAACGAAAAUCGCGAAUACUACGAGCGGAUGAAGCAGAUGGAAGCCACUCUAAACCAACUUGUGAAAGCUUUGGAUUCGAACCAGUCGAUAAAUGGACCCAAUAAACCACCUGGCGAAGUUGAUCAUAGCUGGAGCAUUGGUAGUGUGGUUCCAGGACCAUCGUCCAGCUCGAGUAAUAUUCGCUGGGAGAACAUUCAACCGUUCCCCAACAAUAUUCCGGCCAAUAAAAUGUGGGAACAUUGGCAUCGAUUUGUGGACCGUUUUGAAAUCGCCAUGUCCCUCGGAAACAUCAACGAUCCGGUAAAGCUCGCCCAGGGCUUGUUUAUUUCGAUGGGAGAAAAGCUGCAAGGAAUCAUCCUGGCUGCUAGGCUUCGCCCGAGCUUGAAUGAACCUAACUGUUACGCCGUUUUCGUGAAGAACGUAGAGGAUUACUUGCGGUCAAUGGUGGAUGUAACGGCAGAGCACGAGGCGUUUACCAACUUAAAGCAAUACAUGGAUGAACCGACUCUGGCUUUCCAAGCUCGCCUAAUGGAAAAGGUUCGCCUAUGUGGAUAUAGUAGGGAUGACCAGAAUCGAUUCGUGCGUGCCCAAUUGUUGAAAGGGAUGAGGAAUAAAGAUUUGGCGAAAACAGCGAGAACUUUUGGCUACGAAACUACGUUCAUAGUACAAUCUGCAACCCGCGAAGAAGCUUAUACAGCAGAAACGAUGCAACCCGAUUCAUCGCAAGCGUUUGCGGUUACUCGAAAUAGGCAGAGAGCUUACGACCAGCAACAGUGGAAGCGGAAACAUGAAAUACCUAACAAAGAUGGAAAUCAACGGAAAAAAAGAGAUGGUCAUGACAAUAGAUAUCGCGGUCCGGGACGCCGCUCAAGAUGCUCAAAAUGUGACAAGCCGUUUCACAAAUUCGGAUCUUGCACUGCAAUAAACAAUAACUGUAAUAAUUGUGGCAAACGGGGACACUUUGCAGUCGUGUGUUGGAAUAAAGCUGCUAACAACGUCCAAGUUGAUCGAAGUCAGCCACGAGAAGAAAACAUGAAGAUUUUAGGGGCGGAUGUCAAUACUAUUGGCGGAGAUGAUUGGAAACGGUUGGAACAUGAAUUUCAUGUGGGAACAGCCAAGCUAGAGCCAAUUCAACUACCCAACGAUAGUGCCGUGCAUUCUUAUGCUUCAAUUAAACCCAUUUCCGUGACACAUGCAUUCACAGCUGAGGUAGAAGUAGUGGGGUGUCACAAGCCGUUGGUUAAUGCUGAGUUCUUAGUCAUUGACAAAGGUAGCCGUUCGCUAUUGGGUCGGUCCACAGCGAGUGAUUUGAAGCUACUGAAGGUUGGUAUAGCCGUCAACAACUGUGAGACAUCGGAACAGUUAUCCACGUUUCCUAAAGUACCAGGGGUUCAAGUGAAAUUUAGUGUUGAUAAGGCCAUCGCUCCAACUAAGAAUGCGUACUUCAACGUUCCGGCGGCUUAUAGAGAAAGUGCGAAAGCCAGGCUCACAGAAAUGGAAAAUCGGGGCAUCAUAGAGCGUGUGACAACAGCUCCAGAAUGGAGCAUGUCGGUGGUAGCCAAAGGUAAAGGAGAUUUUCGUUUGGUAGUAAACAUGCGAGCGCAAAAUCGAGCAAUUAAACGCGAGUAUUAUCGCUUACCGUUACUUGACGAGAUGAAAGUUAAACUUUAUGGAGCCAAUUACUUCUCGAAGCUCGAUUUGACGAAUGCUUUCUACCAUUUGGAGCUACACGAGUCUUCAAGGGAUCUAACAACAUUCAUGUCAGAAAAUGGUAUGUUCCGAUUUACUCGUUUAAUGUUCGGGGUCAACUGUGCACCCGAAAUUUUCCAACGCGAAAUGUCAAGAAUUCUCGAAAGUGUAAAGAAUAUAAUCGUGUAUAUAGAUGAUAUACUUAUUUUCGCGAAAACUCUCGAAGAACUUCGCAAAACCACAGCCCAAGUUCUGAUGAUCCUAAAAGAGAACAAUUUAACAGUGAAUAGCGACAAAUGCGAAUAUGAUCGAACCCGAAUUAAGUUUCUUGGUCACGAGCUAGACAAAAAUGGUUUUAACAUUGAUGAGGCGAAAGUUAGACAUAUCGAGAGAUUCAGGCAACCGAACACCAUAUCUGAGCUCCGAAGCUUCCUGGGGUUUGCUUCUUUCCUAAGCCCUUACAUUCAGGGGUUUGCCAACAUCACGAGACCGUUAUGGGAACUUACAAGUUGUAAUAUUUGGACCUGGAGCGAUGAGCAGACAAAAGCGUUCGAACAUUUGAAAAACCAAAUCGCCCAAUGCACAGUAUCUCUUGGAUAUUUCUCGAGCACGGAGAAAACUAUUUUAUACACGGACGCUUCACCACAUGCCCUUGGUGCUGUCUUAGUACAAGACGAUGGCAGAAAACCUCCGCGUGUUAUAAGUUUCGCAUCGAAAGCCUUAACCAUGACUGAAAAAAAGUAUCCACAAAUCCAGCGGGAAGCUUUGGCAGCAGUGUGGGCAGUGGAAUAUUUCGCCUAUUUCUUGUUGGGAAGACAUUUCACGCUUCGAACCGAUGCGCAGGGUUUCACGUUUAUUCUAAACCGACUGCGAGAGGACUCAAAGCGUGCUCUAAAUCGGGCGGAUGAAAACAUCGCUGAUUCAUCGUCAAGACUUUAUGUCGGCAAUGAUGCUCCCUUUGAAGAAGGUACAAGCCCAUGGGAAAUCGCAGCACUUGAAGUGAAUCAGGUUAGAUUCUUAACGGAGGAAGAGAUAAGACUUGCUACAGUGGAUGAUGUACAGCUUAAGAAGGUGGUAGACGCACUUGAAACGGGGUAUUGGCCUAAAGAAUUGAAGAGGUUUGAAAUGCUUGCAGAUGAUUUUACUAUCCUACGUCAGAAGACACUAGAGAUCGCUCAUGAGGGGCAUCCAGCAACGGCCAAGUUCAAAAGUAUAUUGCGAGAACGCGUAUGGUAUGGUGUUGAAUAUAAGCAGUAUUGCCGUGAACGCGGUAUCAACACCAUUUUCUCCACACCGUUGUAUCCCCAACAAAAUGGCCUUGCAGAGAGCUGUAUGAAACUGAUUAAUAAGGCAAUGACAGCAGCAGCUUCAACCGGGGCAAAUUAUAGAGAGGAGUUGAAAGCAGCUAUUCAUGCUUACAACGCCGCUGCGCACUCUGUUACAGGGGUACCACCAGAAGAAGACGGGGAGAAAAAUCAAGCGUGGGCUGCCCCUUCUGCGUCGCGGGAAAGCUUCAUUUGA
This is a messenger RNA of Toxorhynchites rutilus septentrionalis, 3450 nucleotides long. RefSeq lists its product as uncharacterized. The transcript has 4 exons. Lineage: Eukaryota; Metazoa; Arthropoda; Insecta; Diptera; Culicidae. Gene Ontology annotation, biological process: DNA integration. Gene Ontology annotation, molecular function: nucleic acid binding; zinc ion binding. The record is from RefSeq and is a predicted model, not a curated record. Bases 1 to 3450 code for a protein of 1149 amino acids.